Messenger RNA from Hemibagrus wyckioides, 4462 nucleotides. It is a transcript of the gene eogt, whose product is annotated as EGF domain-specific O-linked N-acetylglucosamine (GlcNAc) transferase. Gene Ontology annotation, molecular function: protein N-acetylglucosaminyltransferase activity. Gene Ontology annotation, cellular component: endoplasmic reticulum lumen. Lineage: Eukaryota; Metazoa; Chordata; Actinopteri; Siluriformes; Bagridae. The record is from RefSeq and is a predicted model, not a curated record. The transcript is spliced from 16 exons. Bases 125 to 1681 code for a protein of 518 amino acids.
ACCGGCUUCUUCCGGUAUGAUGGCGACCUGCUUCCCUCACUUCACUUUUCUUUGAUAAAAAGAGGUAGGAGAGAGAGUCGGUGCAGACGGCCGGAGCUUUGUGUGUGUUUGUGUAUAUGAGACUAUGCCGUUAUUAGUGUUAUUGCUGCUCUUCACUCUCGGCACUCGCUCCGGUGCUGUCGGUGAUCCUCAGCCGUGGAUGAACUACAGCUCUGUGACGCUGCCGGAGCUCCACAUCCCGUAUUUCCUGCACAGCAACACACAUGUGGCCAGAGUUUGCCGAGAUGACCCUCUCUGUCCGUUUAAAGAUGCUCUGACACAGAAGCAGUUGUGUUGGGGUUAUGAGAAGGGCUGUUCUCCUGAGCACAGGUUCAGCUUCCCGACCUGCUCCAGCGCCGACUCUGCAUGGGCUAGCUCAGUGCAGACGGCUCAGGAAAUCUUCUGGAAGCAGGCCGACUUUGGCUACGUUAAAGAGCGACUGAGCGAGAUGAAGACUCUUUGCACUCCUCUAACUCCGGGGGAAUCCUCUCUGAAGUGUACGAGACACAUGCGCUACUGCAGAGCCACAAACCUAUAUCUGGACCUCCGGAAGCCACGCAGGGGUCAUGAGAGGUUUAAUGAGGAUUUCUUGCAGAAGGGGGAGGUUGGGGGUCACUGCAGACUGAACAGUGGGGCGUUGAAGGCAGAAGGGCAGCACAAGAGCCCCCUGCAGUCCUGGUUCGCCGAGCUGCAGGCGUACACGGAGCUCGACUUCCAUCCCAUAGAAGACGGACACUGUGAUGUCAUCAUCGAGAAACCCACGGUCUUCAUGAAGCUGGAUGCAGGCGUGAACAUGUACCAUCACUUCUGCGAUUUUGUCAACCUGUACAUCUCUCAGCACCUCAACAACUCAUUCAGCAGAGACAUCAACAUCGUCAUGUGGGACACGAGUUUUUAUGGUUAUGGAGACCUGUUCAGCGAAACCUGGCAAGUUUUCUCCGAUUACGACAUCAUACACCUCAAAACCUACGACACAAAAAGGGUGUGUUUCAGGGACGCUUUUUUCUCACUUUUACCACGGAUGAGAUAUGGCCUGUUCUACAACACACCCCUGAUCUUAAACUGCCAAAGUGAAGGGAUGUUCAGAGCGUUUUCUCAGCAUGUCCUUCACCGACUCAACAUCCCACAGGAGGAACCCAAGGAGGACAGAAUCCGGGUCACGCUGCUGGCUCGGAGCACGGACUAUCGCAGGAUAUUAAACCAGCAGGAGCUCAUAAACGCCCUGAAGACUGUGGCUUUAUUUGAGGUCAAGCUGGUGGAUUACAAGUACAAAGAUAUGCCAUUCCUGGAGCAGAUCAGGGUGACCCAUAAUUCGGACAUCUUUAUCGGGAUGCACGGAGCUGGCCUCACUCACCUGCUCUUCCUCCCGGACUGGGCCGUCAUAUUUGAGCUCUAUAACUGUCAUGAUGAGAGCUGCUACCGCGAUCUGGCUCGGCUCCGGGGCGUUCACUACCUGACCUGGCAGAGAGCUGACAAAGUGUUCCCUCAGGAUAAGGGACACCACCCUACGCUCGGAGAUCACCCGAAAUUUACCAACUACACCUUCGACCGCGAGGAGUUCAUGCGCUUGGUCAUGCUGGCUGCAGAUCACGUGAGGAGACACCGGGCGUGGCGUUCCACACGGGGACGAGAUGAGCUGUAGCGCACAUACACACACACACACACACACACACACACACACACACACCACACACACACACGACUCAAACAUUUAAAGCAACACACUGUAAAAAGAGCUGUACUGCAAAGCACUGAUUCAGGAUCAGGUUAUUUUUUUUCCAUCCCAUAAUAAUACUGUGGACCUGUGAGCUGAUUUGAGAAAAAACUUAUUUAUUUUUACAUUUCAGAGCGAUAUCACUUAACGUGUUUGAAUAAUAAAAAAAAGAUGGUUGCUGUGGUCAGAACCCUUGAGAAAGGGUUCUAGAAAAUUCUCAGCUAAUAGAAAUCUGUUAUAUUUCUAUUAAGUCAUCUCAAGAUGGCAGAAAAGGCCGCGUAUAUAUAUAUAUAUAAUCAUGAACAGGGAAGAUGAACAAGUUCUCAUUUCCUCAGAUUAUGAUAAAUGAAAGACGUUUAUUUCUAUAAUAUUUCUAUAAUGUUUCGUCUCAUCUCACGUCCAAACAAUUUAAAGCUUGGGAAGAGACAAAAGAUUUAAAAAUAGACUUAAUCAUCAUAAUAAUAAUAAUAAUACUUUCUUAAUGAGAAAUAUUAUCCAAAUUCAUCUAGAUACAAGAUAUUUUGGAUGAGAUAUAUCAGUGUUUAAUUUCACAAAGAUCAUGAAUAUAAUAUGAUAUUUUAGAUAUAGAUCUCGAACACACACACACACACACACACACACACAGGUUUUUGUUAUAAUCUUUUGGGAAAGCUGCACUGAGGAUUCGAGUCCUUCUGUAUUAAUGUAACAGUUUCAUAUUUUGUGUUUGAGAUGUUGGGACAUUUUCCUACAGAGUAUUUCUUUGUUUUUGUUUUUGUUAUGUUUUAUUAUGUGCUCAGCUUUAAAUCUUCUCCGAACGAGGAAUAUUUUAACCGUGUAGUAUUGGGAAAUUUUUUUUUUUGCUGUUUUGUAAUCUAUGAUAGAUAUUUCAUCAGGAUCUGCAGAGGAAAUAUCAGCCUGUGAGUGUGGUUUAGGCCCUGAGAAUGGGAGUGUGUAUUUAUCUUGUUAUUAUUGUGCUCUUGGGUUUGCAUGCACGAGUGUGUGUGUGUGUGCAUCAAGCUGGGUGAUUUUGUAUUUGAACAGAUCGAAUGUCAUGUCAUAGAUUUAUAAUAUUUAUUGUUCAGUAGCUCACACAUGCAGAUGUUCUCAAACAAUGUCAGUUUCAGCCUGAAAAGACGAAAGGUUUACAGGUUUAAUGCUUAGUUUACGAAAAAUAAAUCAUGCGUGUUACACAGAAAUACACUACAUUGCCAAAAGUUUUGGGACACCCCUCCAAAUCAUUGAAUUCAGGGGUUGGGCUUGGCCCCUUAGUUCCAGUGAAAGGAACUCUUAAUGCUUCAGCUUCAUACCAAGACACUGUGGACAAUUUCAUGCUCUUUGUGGGAACAGUUUGGGGAUGACCCCUUCCUGUUCCAACAUGACUGCACACCAGUGACCAAAGCAAGGUCCAUAAAGACAUGGAUGAGUGAGUUUGGUGUGGAGGAACUUGGUCCUGACCUCAACCCCAUAGAACACCUUUGGGAUGAAUUAGAGUGGAGACUGAGAGCCAGACCUUCUCGUCCAACAUCAGUGCCUGACCUCACAAAUGUGCUUCUAGAGGAACGGUCAAAAAUUCCCAUAAACACACUCCUAAACUUUGUGGAAAGCCUCCCCAGAAGAGUUGAAGCUGUUAUAGCUGCAAAGGGCGGGACAAGUCCAUAUUAUAUUCAUGUGCAUGUAAACGCAGACGUCCCAAAACCUUUGGCAACAUGUGUAUGUUUGAGAAACGACUUGCCUUUCUAGACAUUUUGUCUUAACUCCCUGGACAUUAAGUUUCGAAAUAAUCUGAUCAGUAACAGAAAACGAUUUCAAGCAGGAAAUCAGACCAAAUGUCUAAUUAAAGCUUGAACAAUCUUCGAUCAUCAUCUAGCUCUGUUCUCAAACACGCCGUUUAUAAGCAAACUAAACAAAUGAUGGACUUUAUCGCUUCUGACUGAAGAAGGUUUGACUGAAAAAUUGACGAGGGUUCUACAGAAUUCAUCCCUCAGACUUCCAUUACACUAUCUUAUAUCUUUAACCGUCACUAAGUAGAAGAAAUAUAGCAAAGAAAAAUAUCUUGAAUAUUGAAAAAUUCAGCUAAUAUUUCUCUUAGUUUGUUUCGAACCUAAAGAAAUCGUCUUAUUGUAUUAGUAGAUCAUUUGAAGCAUUUGUUUUGAGAAAGAAGUUCUGCUGAUAGAAUUUGCUUGAAAUGAAUGUAGGCUCAAUGGAGGCAUGUGUGAUGAAAUAAUCUCGUAAUGGGAAAGUCGUAAAAAUCUCUUCACUCAGUAAGAUCCUUAUUUACAGUGAAGACAUUGGGAUAAAAUUCAUGCUGUUUUAUUUCCUUUGUACUUUUUGUAGCUUUUACCUGGAAAAGUGCAAAUUCAUCCAGAAUAAUUUCAUAACUUUCAUGAUGUACCUUCAGUGAGCUUUUAAAACUACGCUCUGUUCACCUUCUUAAUGAAAAGAUACACAAGGAAGGUACAAAGCUUCAGCGACAAGGAAAAGUACACUAGAGUGCUGUUAUUUCUGAGAUCGUAGACGAUGGAGAUGGUGUUGUAAAAAUGUUUGGAGUAUUAUGUUAAAUCCCUGCUGAGGAGCUGGAUUCAGAGGGACGUGUGCUGCUUUGGCGAUCGACUCUCGAAUGCAGUCCCUGCAUUUUUAAGCGUGUCAGUAUUUCUGAAGAAUGAAUGUAACUUGGAAACCUUUUGUUUUUGCAAAUUGUGCAUAUGACUGUGUUUAAAACUUGAAAUG